Molecule: messenger RNA, 3087 nt
Organism: Danio rerio (zebrafish)
Lineage: Eukaryota; Metazoa; Chordata; Actinopteri; Cypriniformes; Danionidae
Source: RefSeq, a predicted model, not a curated record
UAGGAAACGUGGUUAAUGGAACCAUUGGCAAACAGAUGGUAGACAUGCUGGUGGAAUCAUCCAGCAAUGUGGAGAUGAUCCUCAAGUUCUUCGACAUGUUCCUUAAACUCAAAGACCUCACGUCGUCAGAAGCCUUCCAUGAAUAUGACCCAGACAGCAAAGGACUCAUUUCCAAGAAGGACUUCCAGCGAGCCAUGGAAGUGUUCAAGCGCUACUCUCAAUCUGAGAUUGAAUUCCUGUUAUCCUGUGCGGAGAUGGCAGAAAGUGAGCUGCUGGAUUACCCAGACUUUGUGACACGUUUUCACGAACCGGCUAAAGAAAUUGGCUUCAACAUGGCCGUUCUUCUGACCAACCUGUCUGAGCACAUGCCCAAUGAUGCCCGCUUGCAAAAUUUCCUGGAACUAGCAGAUAGUGUGCUUAAGUAUUUCCAUCCUCAUCUUGGAAGGAUCGAAAUCCUCGGCAGCGGGAAACGGAUCGAAAGGGUCUACUUUGAGAUCAGCGAAUCCAGCCGCACACAGUGGGAGAAACCGCAGGUGAAGGAGAGCAAACGACAGUUUAUUUUUGAUGUCGUGAAUAAAGGAGGCGAGAAGGAAAAGAUGGAGCUGUUUGUCAACUUUUGUGAAGACACCAUUUUUGAAAUGCAGCUUGCUGCACAAAUAUCUGGUACAGAGAGCGGAGAAGAACUAAAAGCAAAGAAAGGCAAGGAAGAGAAAGAGGUGGAGAAGACAGAAACUCUUCCUGAAGACAAAAGGAUGACCAGAGACUUGAAUUGUUUCUCUGUAAGGAACAUCAGAAAACACAUUAGGAGAAUAUCUAUGAAGAGCAUAAUAUCAGUCAUCUUCUCUUUAUUCUACAACGUUCUGCUUUUCAUCACUCAUGCCUUUUUGGGCUUGCUCUGGUUCUGCCUUUAUCUGCUCUACCACAUCUUCUUGAGUGGAUGGAUUAUUGACGUAGCUAAAGAGAUGAAAUUGACCGACCUUUUUGGUGACCUUCGGGAUCCGACCAUGGUUGAGGCUAUAGGAGUGCAAGAUGCAUUCAGGGAGAAUGACAAUCAGGCACGUGUGUUUUCAUCUCGUGGUAAUCUCAGAGGCAUGAGUCUGGAUCUGUCUGCCGUAUCCAGGGACCCACAGCUCCUCACAGAUAUUUUCGGCUUAUGUCUGAAGAGGCAAGGAGGAAAGUACACAUUAUCGAGUGGAGACCAUAGUGCCAGUCUGGAUGAAUUUCUAAACACCUCCAAAUAUCAGGUUGAAAUCCGUGAGGAGGAUUUUCAUGCAGUGCAAGAUGAGGAGGAGGAUACAGAGACUAAGAAAGCUUUUUGCAGUGAUGAGGAUAAACAUAACAAGGAAAAGAAGGCGAAGAGGAGAAUCCGAAAGCUCAGCUCUUCAAAUCCAGAUGAAACUGAAAUCCAGGAAUGGGCUGUUUGGAAAAUGAUCAGCUCCCAGAAGACCAAGCUUCUGAACUGCUUUGCAAGAAAUUUCUACAACAUGAGGUUGUUGGCUCUCUUUCUCGCUUUUGCCAUUAAUUUCAUUCUUCUGUUUUACAAGGUUUCAUCAACCACUGAUGAUGUGGAGAUCGCUUUUCAUGACGAGAGCACCAAGAGUUCACAGGAAGUUUAUUUUGAACUAGAAGAGAACAGUGGCUACAUGAAAAUGAUUCUUCACUGCCUGGCUGUUCUGCACACAAUCAUCUCUCUUUGCUGUAUCAUCGGCUACUACUGUCUGAAGGUUCCUUUAGUCAUUUUUAAGCGAGAGAAGGAGCUGGCUCGUAAACUGGAGUUCGAUGGACUCUACAUCACAGAGCAACCUUCUGAAGAUGACAUUAAAGGCCAGUGGGACAGAAUGGUCAUCAAUACACCAUCAUACCCAAGUAAUUACUGGGAUAAAUUUGUGAAAAGAAAGGUGAUGGCGAAAUACGGGGAGCUGUAUGGAUCAGCACGCGUCAGUGAGCUGCUGGGUUUGGAUAAAGCUGCUCUUGACUUCAGCUCAGGGGCUCAGGAGAGGAAAAGACCCAUGCAAAAGGGCAUCCUCUUCAGAUUAAACACCACUGAUGUGAAGUACCACAUGUGGAAGCUGGGAGUGGUUUUCACAGACAAUUCGUUCCUUUACCUGGCCUGGUAUAUGUUUGUGUCAGUUCUGGGUCAUUAUAAUAAUUUUUUCUUCGCCGCUCACCUGCUCGACAUCGCCAUGGGCUUCAAAACACUGCGCACCAUAUUGUCAUCUGUCACACAUAAUGGCAAACAGUUGGUUUUGACGGUGGGACUGUUGGCUGUAGUUGUGUAUCUUUAUACUGUGGUUGCCUUUAACUUCUUCCGCAAAUUUUACAACAAAAGUGAAGACGGUGAACCAAUGGACAUGAAAUGUGAUGAUAUGCUCACUUGUUACAUGUUCCACAUGUACGUUGGCGUACGAGCCGGAGGGGGAAUCGGAGAUGAAAUCGAAGACCCAGCAGGAGACGAGUUUGAGUUCUAUCGCAUCAUCUUCGACAUCACUUUCUUCUUCUUUGUCAUCGUCAUCCUGCUUGCCAUCAUCCAGGGUCUUAUUAUUGAUGCAUUUGGCGAACUGAGAGACCAGCAGGAGCAGGUUAAAGAGGACAUGGAGACUAAGUGUUUUAUCUGUGGCAUUGGAAACGAAUACUUUGAUACAGUACCCCAUGGUUUUGAGUCACACACACUGCAAGAACACAACCUGGCAAAUUACCUGUUCUUCCUGAUGUACCUCAUCAAUAAGGAUGUUACAGAACACACUGGACAGGAAUCAUACGUGUGGAAGAUGUUUCAGGAACGCUGCUGGGAGUUUUUUCCUGUUGGAGAUUGCUUCCGGAAACAAUACGAGGAUCAGCUCAGCUGAAGAAUACCAGUUCAGUUUGUAUAGUUCAGCUGGAAAAUACAGCACUUAUGAAUUAUGCCUGGGACUUUCCUCUGAUAAGAAGAUGACAUAUUAUCACUAUUAUUUUUUGUGCUUGUUUGGUAUAUGUUAUAUAUCUAACACUACAUUUUUUUAUUCUUAUUUUAAUAUAUGUUUGAAGUAUAACAUAGACUGCAAUUUAAUGUCACUUUAGAAUAAAUGCAAGAAGAAUUUAUUAAAGUCA